UAUUCCUCUGGGUGGCAGAGUGGUCGUACUAUUCGACUCAAUUUCCUUUUCGUAACAAAUGCAAUUACGAAAAUAAGGAGAGGACAAACUAAAUGUAAUGGGUGAUUGCAACGCGCAUGUACUGUUUUUAGUGGGGCGGCAGCCACGCACGCAAACCAGGCGUAACUUGGCGCAAUCCUCGCUGGCAAAAUCGAUCCGGAGCUUCCAGUCUCGCUCCUUUCGUUUAGUUUAGCGCGUAGUAUCCUAAAAAUCGUCAGAAUUCAUCGCCGCGCGUCCCUUAAAUUUUGCUGAGGAGAAAGGAGUCAGUGGCAAAGGAAUAUAAUGGCGAAACAUUUGGGACUUAUGGCCACAAUGGCUUGUAUGAAAACUCUACUCAUGCUCAUCAACUGUAUUUUAUGGGUGGUCGGAAUAUUGAUGCUGUGCACCGGCAUAUGGUUGCGAAUAGAAUUAGGUGACUACGUCGACAUCAACACGGACUCAAGCAGGGCUGCCUUUUUGGCACUGGCAUGUUUGGGAGCAUUAUUAACACUGAUAGCCACGUUCGCCUGUUGCUGCACCACCAGAGGCCAUCCUGCUCUGCUCUAUGUGUAUGGCGCGUUUUUAGCGGUGAUAGUGAUAUUAGAACUGGGAGCCGGUGCAUCAAUUUACGCUUAUCGUACUGAUUUGGAUAAACAGUUUGAUCAAGAUUUGAACGAGACCAUGGCAGUUUAUGGCCAGAAUACCAAGAAAAGUAAUUAUAUCGACUUCAUACAAUCCACUCUAUUCUGCUGCGGUAACAGAGGCUACAACGACUGGUUGAACAUGUAUCCAUCUAAAGACAUGCCCAAUUCCUGUUGCAAGAAUUACGUACUUCUCGAGGGUGAAUCGCAAGUCGAACAGAGUCCACCACCUUGUGACGUUAGCGACGUUGACCAGAUUUACACUCAGGGUUGCUACACUCGAGUUUUAGGCAUCAUAAACGGUAACAUAGGGAUGGUGGCUAGUCUAGCUAUCGGCGUUACCUUCUUUCCGUUCGUCGGCAUCUUUCUCGCCUGUUGCCUGGCCAGCAACAUCAAUAAGAUGAAAUAUGAGCAGGUCGCUUAGAAUGGCCCACGGCGAACCCCAUAAAAGACCUGAAGAAGAUCGAACGGGAAUCUCCAGUAUCACUUAUUUUAUUUCAUGUUCAAAUACAUUUUCAAUAUAAUAUCGUUUGAUGUUAUUAACAGAGACAAACUUAAGGACGAAGUCAAUUAUCAUUAAUUAUUACGUAAUAAUAUGAAUGAACAAACUUUUUUCUUAUACUUUACAAUUUAUAUGAUUACAAUUUACAGAACAUUUCAACAAUUACCAUUAAUUUUCAAUGGUAUUAAUUUCGAUUGCAAGAAAUAUAUAUAUGUAGUUUUCGUAUUAAAAAUUAUAAUGAGAGGCGAAUCGAUUUGUUUGAUUUCACAGAAGCGCACAACAAAAAGUGUACGACGUGCUCUAAUUAAAAAUAUGCCGAUAGUCAUAUAGAAGUAUAGAUUGCGUUUCAAACGCAUUUUUAUAUAAUAUCUACAAGAAUCACCGAAAGUUAAAAUGAUGAUAAAAAAUUGUAUUUCGACUAUUGAACGAGUUCGUAUUUUCUUCAUUCGUUAUAACGAUAUUCGCACAUUAUGCAUAGUACAAUCGCAAUUACGGUUAAUGAAGUAUUAAAAUCUUAGCUUGCGAAUUAUUAUAACAACAUGUCUCGUCGUGUGUGGCUAAUUUUCAAAAUCUUGUUCAUUUUAUAUCAAUUAUCAAAAUGAACCGUGAACGUUUAUGCGAUGGUCCAUUCAAUGGAAAACAAUAGUUACGAUUUACAGUAGACGUAGUACUAAUUGGCACUUGGAUCAGAUCAAUUUAAUGAAGACUAUAAAUUGA
Molecule: messenger RNA, 1878 nt
Organism: Ceratina calcarata
Lineage: Eukaryota; Metazoa; Arthropoda; Insecta; Hymenoptera; Apidae
Product: tetraspanin-7
Exons: 5
Coding region: 322-1083 (253 amino acids)
Cellular component (GO): plasma membrane
Source: RefSeq, a predicted model, not a curated record